Molecule: messenger RNA, 1354 nt
Organism: Lingula anatina
Lineage: Eukaryota; Metazoa; Brachiopoda; Lingulata; Lingulida; Lingulidae
Biological process (GO): base-excision repair; base-excision repair, AP site formation via deaminated base removal
Cellular component (GO): mitochondrion; nucleus
Molecular function (GO): uracil DNA N-glycosylase activity
Source: RefSeq, a predicted model, not a curated record
CUGAACGGAUUUUAAGUUUUUGCACUGAAUUUCAUUGAUGUGGCAUGAGUGGUCCUUCACAUGUCUUCUUGGUUAUAUCAAAACUAAUUAUUAGAAAUAUACGUGUGAACUAUAUUUCUAAGCGGUGCAGACGGUGUGUUCCAAGGCACUUCCGUCAACAAAGCAACAUGCCACCGAAACGUAAAAACGUGCCAAGCAAGAAAGAUGAAAAAGAAUCUGCAAAAACCAAGAAGAAAACGAAAAUAUCAGAUUCCAAGAAAGGCGCCAAAGUUAAAACCAGUGAACCACCUCCCCACAAGGACGAGAGUACGAAAAUUGCAUCAUCCAAUCUUGAUCUCUUACACUACUUGACUGAAGAAUCAUGGAGAUCCCUCUUGAAAGAAGAGUUCAGCAAGGAUUACUUCAAAAAUCUGACUGCCCAGCUGAGUAGAGAUUAUGCAGCAGAAAAGGAAAUCUUUCCACCAAGAGAACUCAUCUUUAAUGCACUGAAUGCUGCUCCAGUAGAUAAGGUAAAAAUCGUUAUUCUUGGACAGGAUCCAUACCAUGAUAAUGGGCAGGCCAUGGGUAUGGCAUUUUCUGUCCCUCGUGACUUUCAGCCUGUCCCUCCAUCUCUGAAGAAUAUGUACAAAGAACUGGCUGUAGAUAUCCCAGGAUUCCAAAUUCCAUCCCAUGGGUCUCUGGAGACGUGGGCGCAGCGAGGGGUGUUGCUGCUAAAUGCAACACUAACUGUGGAGGCCCAUCAGCCAAACUCCCACUCCAAAUAUGGAUGGCAGAAGUUCACUGACUCAGUCAUCACUCACAUCAGCCAGGAUUGCCGCGGGGUGGUGUUUAUCCUGUGGGGAGGUUUUGCACAGAAAAAGGAGAAAUUAAUCGAUGACAGCAAGCACUGUGUUAUAAAAGCAGCCCACCCCUCUCCUCUCAGCUUUAAUAAAUUCUUUGGCUGCAAAUGUUUUUCUAAGGCUAAUGAUGCUCUUGUUAAAAUGGGCCGUGAUCCUGUGAAUUGGAGUAUUGUUUGAACUGCUAGACAAAGGGUACAGUUUAGCACAUGUAUUUGUGCAAAAUAAGUACAUGCACAUGUUAGUUUGUGGUUGUGCAUGUGCGCAUGUAGGUGUUUGUGGUUUGUGGCCAGGAAUUUAAAAGAGCAGCUCAUUUUCUUUAAAAUUUGACUUUUUUCCGUCAGACCUACAUGUGCAUCAGGACAGGUCACAUUUUGACUGCAAGUGGACCUUUUCUCAGCCAAGUUUGGUUCUUCUGUCUACAGGCCUUAUAUGAAAGGAAGAGAUUUACACCCCAUUUCCAUAGAUUAGAUCGACCUACUUUAGAUCGACCUAAAUCCCUGGGGGUUCACGCUAAA